CCUUCAAAGACCACUUGGAAUAUUCAUUUGAAAAGGGGCACAUUGUGGGUGAAAUGGGUCCAUUGUGUGUAUUUGAGAGGGGUUUCAAUCUGCGAUCGGACACUUCAAGCUGGGGUAUCCCCAUUGUUCAUCAGGUUGAUCAAGAUUAAAAAUGUGUUGUGCAAUGCGAUGAGUGGACAAGCUGAAGUCAUAAAUAAAAUGCUCUCAUUCUGUAAUCAAGGGAAGCUCAAAUCCGGAAUGGUUUAUGAGUAUAGAGAACCAGGAGCCACUAUAAAAGCCUUGGAUGAAGCAAAUCUGUAAAAAUUAUAUUUCUCCCAAGUUCUCCUUUAUUCUUUGGCCGGGUUUACGGAAUAGGCUACCAACAUGUGACAACCUAUUGUAUAUUGAAAUGGAUAUAAGAUGCUGUUUUUGCAAAAUCCAGAUGUAUAUUAAAGGAUGUUUGGCAGAAGGUGGCUUGAUCUUUAAAAGUAUA
Cuscuta epithymum is the source of this 472-nucleotide messenger RNA. The record is from the annotation of a GenBank genome assembly. NCBI's taxonomy places the organism in Eukaryota, Viridiplantae, Streptophyta, Magnoliopsida, Solanales, Convolvulaceae.